AGAGAUGGGCGAGGUCGCUGGUACUCACAGGAUCACCCUCUAGACCAACGUCAGGAUGAGCUUGAGCUGCGGCGACAACAGGAAGUGGAGUUUCAGGCACGGUACCGUAGUGACCCAAACCUUGCCCGAUACCCAGUGAAGACACAACCAAGUGAAGAAACCAUGAGGAUGUUAGCUCAGGUAGGCAGGGUCCGCCACCAGCGCCGCCACAGCGAUGUUUCCCUGGCAACCGCAGAGCCUGACCACCUCACCAUGAGGCAUUCAGCCUCCUCCUUGUCCUUCAUGGCGUCCAGGCGGACCUGUGAGUGA
Molecule: messenger RNA, 309 nt
Organism: Neolamprologus brichardi
Lineage: Eukaryota; Metazoa; Chordata; Actinopteri; Cichliformes; Cichlidae
Source: RefSeq, a predicted model, not a curated record